This is a messenger RNA of Pteronotus mesoamericanus, 2008 nucleotides long. It is a transcript of the gene MRPS9, whose product is annotated as mitochondrial ribosomal protein S9. Gene Ontology annotation, molecular function: RNA binding; structural constituent of ribosome. The record is from RefSeq and is a predicted model, not a curated record. The transcript has 11 exons. Gene Ontology annotation, cellular component: ribosome; mitochondrial small ribosomal subunit. NCBI's taxonomy places the organism in Eukaryota, Metazoa, Chordata, Mammalia, Chiroptera, Mormoopidae. Bases 31 to 1221 code for a protein of 396 amino acids. Gene Ontology annotation, biological process: translation.
GCCCUCCGGCCCGGGCUUUCCACAGCCAAGAUGGCGGCCCCCUGUGUCUCCUGCUGCGCCUUACUUUCCUAUCGUCUCUUUUUCCGGGGCAAGGUUAACUUGGCUCCGAGACAAGUCCUCUGGAAAGCCGCGGCUGCAGAGUUGCCGACAGUUUCCGGAUCCCAGAUAUCAAGGCUAAGACAUACUACAGUUUUAACAACAAAGAAAAAUGUUGCGGCCUUAAGACGUGAAACCUACACAGUGGAUUUUAUUAAAAAGCAGAUUGAUGAGUUCAACAUAGGAAAAAGACAUUUAGCCAACAUGAUGGGAGAAGAUCCAGAAACUUUUACGCAGGAGGAUAUUGAUAGAGCUAUUGCUUAUCUUUUCCCCAGUGGUUUAUUUGAGAAGCGAGCCAGGCCAAUAAUGAAGCAUCCUGAACAGAUUUUUCCUAAACAAAAAGCAAUCCAGUGGGGAGAAGAUGGUCGUCCAUUUCAUUUUCUCUUUUAUACUGGCAAGCAGUCAUAUUAUUCAUUAAUGCAUGACGCAUACGGAAAGCUACUCAAUUUAGAAAAACAUAAAAAUGAGUUGCAAGCCAAAGGUCUAUUUUCAGAAGAAGCUAAAACCAAAGACCUGAUUGGCAGCAGAUGGCUGAUUAAGGAGGAACUAGAAGAAAUGUUAGUGGAAAAACUGUCAGAUCAAGAUUAUGAGCAGUUCAUUCGGCUGCUGGAAAGAUUAUUGACACUGCAGUGUGGUGCUGCUGAAGAAGAAUUUUUGCAGAGCUUUCGUAGGAGUGUAACUAUUCAAUCAAAGAAACAGCUGAUUGAGCCAGUGCGGUAUGACAAGCAGGGAAUGGCCUUCAGCACAAGUGAAGGUAAAAGAAAGAGUGCAAAAGCAGAGGCAGUUGUUUAUGAACAUGGAAGUGGAAGAAUAAAAGUUAAUGGAAUCGAUUACCUGCUUUACUUCCCUGUGACACAGGACAGAGAACAAUUGAUGUUCCCUUUCCACUUCCUUGACCGACUUGGAAAACACGACGUGACCUGCACAGUCUCAGGGGGUGGGAGGUCGGCGCAAGCUGGAGCCAUACGCUUGGCAGUGGCCAGAGCUUUGUGCAGUUUUGUCACCGAGGAAGAGGUCGAGUGGAUGAGACAAGCCGGACUACUUACUGCUGAUCCACGCAUCAGAGAACGGAAGAAACCAGGCCAAGAGGGAGCCCGCAGGAAGUUCACCUGGAAGAAGCGCUGAGUGUUUGCUCAAGAGAGGAGAGGCAUGCUGUGCGUGUGCCUGCAUGUGGUGAACACACAGCGUGAGGGCAACACUGUCAGACACUUGAGCUCUGAGAUUAUUUAUUUUUAAAUGCUACUUUGUAGAGGUUACUUUAUAAAAAUAAUUUUUUUAAAUGUUUAGCUUCAAUCUGCUGUUUUAUUUUUGAAACUUUCUCAGAAGAUAGUUUUAAAAGAAUAAUUCAUAGAAUGUUGGCAUCCUAGGCCUGAAGAGAACAUUGAGCAAAACCCAGUCAAGUAAUGUCAUUUUGUAGACAAGCCACAUUGCUAAUUUAAUGAUUGAGCUGGACUUGAACUCAUUUAUCUUGAUUCUGUUGUUUGCCCACAUGGUAAUUGUUUACAACACAGUUUUCACCAUUGAGAAAUGAGAGUGCUUGCUCAGAAGGAUGAACUAAGUUGAGUGCCUUUGUCAGGAGCUCAGCAAAGCUGGAGAGGGCUGAACUGCCAGAGAGCUGAUUAUGAUAACAAGCCAGCCUUGCUUCCCUCAGCCCCUGGCAGCUACCACUCUCCUGUUUCUAUUUUUCUGCAUAUAAUUGAUGCCUUGCAGUAUAUGUCUUCUGUCUUGCUUACUUUAUGUAACAUAAUACCCUUCAAGUUGGGUACACAGUUUCAGUUAUAAGGUAAAUUAGAUUGGAGGAUCUAAUACAGAGUGGUUACUGGUUGGUAAUACUAUAUUGUAUCAUUAAAAUUUGUUAAAAGGAUAAGUCUUUAAGCAUUUUCAACCAAAAUAAAUAAAUAACUAUAUGAAA